AUGGACUAUUUUUUCCCCCAAUCACAAUACUGCCCUUUCUCACUAGAACAAUCAAAUUCAUGGCAAUACGACGACGUUUCACUCCCCUUCAACCCCAACGACUCCCAGGAGAUGCUCCUCUACGGCGUCCUCGCCCAGGGAGCCGCCUCCGCCGCCGCCGCGGCGCCGCCGUCGGAAACACAAUCCGAAUCCAAUUCGCCCCGGGAGGAAUCGGAGGUUAGCUCGGGCGGCGAGACGAGGCAGGAGAGGUCCUACAGGGGCGUGCGGCGGCGGCCGUGGGGCAAGUUCGCGGCGGAGAUCCGGGAUUCGACCCGGAACGGCGUCCGGGUCUGGCUGGGCACGUUCGACAGUGCGGAGGCGGCGGCCCUGGCGUACGACCAGGCGGCGUUCGCGAUGCGCGGGGCCGCGGCGGUGCUGAACUUCCCGGCGGAGAAGGUGAGGGAGUCGCUGCAGGGGAUGAUCGGCGGCGACGACGAGGGCUGCUCGCCGGUGAUUGCUUUGAAGAGGAAGCACUCGAUGAGGGCGAAAGGGGGCCGGGGCCGGAAGGGAAAUACCGGGAAUUUGCGGGGCGAUUGUGGUAAUCAUAAUGGGGAAAAUGUGGUGGUGUUUGAGGAUUUGGGGGCUGAGUAUUUGGAGCAGCUUUUAAGCUCCUCCUCGUCUUCAUCGUUGUCGUCUUCUUCACAGAUAUGGUGA
Molecule: messenger RNA, 693 nt
Organism: Striga asiatica
Lineage: Eukaryota; Viridiplantae; Streptophyta; Magnoliopsida; Lamiales; Orobanchaceae
Source: the annotation of a GenBank genome assembly